Molecule: messenger RNA, 273 nt
Organism: Dibothriocephalus latus
Lineage: Eukaryota; Metazoa; Platyhelminthes; Cestoda; Diphyllobothriidea; Diphyllobothriidae
Source: the annotation of a GenBank genome assembly
AUGGCAACAUGCUCUCCGCCUAGACGCCCACAGUCGGGGCCAUAUAACGCGGUAGAAGAGGUGUUCCAGGAGGAAAAUGACCGCACACAGAAUCAUUCCACAGAGCAGAAGGAUGAAGGCGCUGAUGAAGUUCCUGACGCCCAGAGUUUUAUUGGUGUUUCCGAGGAGGUUCAUCUUUUUGCAUACUCCGCUCAACCAGAACUGCUUCCAGCGCUGAAAUUUACCUUACCGAGGCAAAAGACAAAAGUGGAAAUCGAAAAGACCCUUACGUAA